Molecule: messenger RNA, 1817 nt
Organism: Lecanosticta acicola
Lineage: Eukaryota; Fungi; Ascomycota; Dothideomycetes; Mycosphaerellales; Mycosphaerellaceae
Source: the annotation of a GenBank genome assembly
AUGGCGCAAGAGAGAUAUGAUAUGAUCGUGAUGGGGGCUGGUAUGCUCGACAGAUACUGAUUUGGGAGAUGCCUCGUGGUUCGAAGCUGACUCUCGCACAGGCUGGUUUGGUCUGGCAGCGGCGAAAACACACCUUGAGCUCCAUCCUUCUGAGGAUCUUCUCGUUCUGGAAGCUGAGAGCAGUUGUGGUGGCACCUGGUCAGAGAAUCGUCUAUACGCCGACCUCAAAUCAAACAACCUCCACGGUAAGAUUUCAAUCGCACCAAGCAAAGAACCUCUGCUGAAUCGUUGCUUUUCUGUCUAUAGGCAGCUAUGAGUAUCCAGACUUCCCAAUGGAUCCCGCCGCCUAUGGCAUCACACACGAUGACCACAUUCCUGGCAAAGUUGUCCACAAGUAUCUCACAGACUUCGCUAAGAAGUUCGGCGUCUACGCCAGGACACGAUUCAACACCAAAGUCGAAAGCCUGGGGCCAGCGUCGGAUGGCGGCUGGAUUAUCCGUACUGCUUCUGAAGGCGACGAGAAGGAGAAGACGUUGCAUUGCAAGAAAGUUAUCGUGGCGACUGGACUAACCUCGCAGCCCAACUUUCCUCAGUAUGCAGGCGCAGAGACGUUCCACGCUCCCUAUUUCCAUGCCAAGGAUUUCUGCCGACAGGGAGACACUAUCAAGACAUCGGAACGAGCUGUGAUUGUGGGCGGUGGCAAAUCAGCCAUGGAUGUUGCUUUUGCGUACGCGAAUAAAGGCGUUCAGGUCGAUAUGGUCAUUCGACCCGGAGGCAAUGGUCCGAUCUGGAUCUCACAUCCUUAUGUUAUGGGCGGCAAGCGGCUAGAGAGUCUUAUGCACGUGCGUUGGAUGAGCUGGUUCAGUCCAUGUCCCUGGGGUGGUCUCGACAGCUGGCUGGGAAAUAAGAUGCGGAGUUUCCUCCACGGUACCGCCGUGGGCCGUUUCAUCGUUGACAAGUUCUGGGCUGGACUAGGAGGCGAGGUCUUAACUGCGAACGCCUAUGACACUCACCCGGAAGUCCAAAAGCUCAAACCCUGGAAUUCCGCCUUCUGGAUCGGCUCCGGCUUUUCCAUCCACAACUACGACCGUAACCUCUUCGACAUGGUCAAACGCGGCGAGAUCAAAGUCCACAUCGCCGACAUCGACCGCUUGACGAAACACACCGUCCAUCUCACCAACGGCACCGACUUACCCGCCGACGUGCUCAUCUGCUCCACAGGCUGGCGCAAAGAACCCUCCAUCCGCUUCCUCAAUUUCGGCACCGCAGGAAUCGGCCUCCCCCAGAAUCCCUCCGAACAAGCAGCCCUCAUCACAGCCUACGACUCCAAACUCCUCAAAAUGUACCCCCGCCUCACCAACCAACCCACUCUCAACUUCCAGCCCAAAGCCAACCCCUUCCGUCUCUACCGCUUCAUGAUACCCCCCGCCAGGAUCCAAGACCGCAACAUCGCUUUCGCAGGCAUGGUCUCCUCGGUCAGCUCAUCCAUCUGCGCCUCCGUGCAAGCGCUCUGGAUUUCCGCCUUUCUGGAUGGAAGAUUACCCCAUCUAGCUUCCCUCACCACAGAAGAAGUCACGGAUGAGGUCAUGUUACACACGCAGUGGGGCAAAUGGCGAUAUCCGAAUGGAUACGGGGCGCAUCUGCCGGAUCUGGUGUUUGAGGCGGUGCCGUAUUUUGAUCUCAUGUUGAGGGAUUUGGGGUUGGAGGUGAACCGGAAGGGAAGCGGGUGGAGGGAGGUUACGGAGCCGUAUGGGCCGGGGGAUUAUCGGGGCUUGACUGAGGAGUGGGUGGAACGGGCGUCGGGGUUGGAGGCGUAG